AUGCAUUCACUUUCACUUCUCCGACUUCCGUCCUCUCUCUUGCUUCUCAUAGCAGCCCAUGUCAACGCAAACGACCUAAUGGCUAUCCGCAAAAUGCCACCCAGCCCCGGCGAGAAGUUGCUCCCUGAGGACCUAGCCUUCGCCAACGAUGUUUUCGCACCUUCUCUUACACCCCGCGAGCAACUCUUAGCCGCCCGAAUGGCUGAUGAUCCGUUAUUUUACAACGCUUCCUACCCCUUUCGCCCGCCUUUCGCACAACACGGUUCCAGUGCCAGUUCAAGCUGGGAGCACUUCCGUCGUGCAGCCGAAGCACUUCAUAUCCUAGAAAGCAGGCAAGCCUGCCCUACAAACAUGAAAAGCUGUGAGAACAUUGGUUCCCCCAAUAAAUGUUGUAUGAGCAACGAGGUGUGCGUUAAGGUAGAGGAUGAGAAAGUCGGAAACGUUGCUUGCUGUCCAGACGGCGCUUCUUGUAACGCGCCGGUUGGGACUUGCCCAAGCGGUUCGGAGAGCUGCGCUGCCGACCUUGGCGGUGGCUGUUGCAUCCCGGGAUACAUCUGUCAGGGUGUUGGCUGCGUUCCCAGUCCUCCUCCUGCUCCCUCUACUACAUCAACAAGGACGACCGCAAAUGGUGGAGGCGGUGCUGGUGGAGGUGGAGUCACUUCACCUGUACAGACCAUCGUCACAACGUCAACGACAACACUUGCAGAUGGAAAUACCAGGACUGUAAUCAUUACAGUCACUGUAACAGAGAACCCAGGUACUGUUACCACGGCCAGGACUACAACCACCACGACCACCCCGACAACGACCUCAGGCAACACAGGCGCAGUGCCUCCUUUCCGGCCCACGUCCACCGCCUCAGGCGAUGGCAACGGUAACCCGACAUACACACCUUCUUUCUGCCCGACAGGUUUCUACGCCUGUGUAGCUCGCGCGGGCGGUGGCUGCUGCCAGACAGGUCGCGACUGCGCCACUACCUCAUGUCCUCCCACGCCUUCUACCACUAUCAUCUCUAAUGGCGCGACUGUGGUGGUUCCCGUCAGCGAUGUGCCGGAACCGCGGACUACGGAUACAUGUGCGAACGGAUGGUUCUUGUGUGGGGAGGAGGGGGGACCUGUUCCCGGGUGCUGUCCGAGUGGAUAUGCGUGUGGUACCGCGAGUUGCACCACCGUCUCAGCGACUAGGACGGGCGAGAUACAGAAGCACUUCCCCAAUUCUGGGCCGAAGAUGACAGCAUCCCUUGCACUCGUAGCCAUCUCGGCUAUUUUUGCAUUGGUUUGA
This is a messenger RNA of Colletotrichum truncatum, 1281 nucleotides long. RefSeq lists its product as uncharacterized. NCBI's taxonomy places the organism in Eukaryota, Fungi, Ascomycota, Sordariomycetes, Glomerellales, Glomerellaceae. The record is from RefSeq and is a predicted model, not a curated record.